Molecule: messenger RNA, 1748 nt
Organism: Leptinotarsa decemlineata (Colorado potato beetle)
Lineage: Eukaryota; Metazoa; Arthropoda; Insecta; Coleoptera; Chrysomelidae
Product: NF-kappa-B-repressing factor
Molecular function (GO): nucleic acid binding
Source: RefSeq, a predicted model, not a curated record
GGUAGCAGGAUAACUUCCUUUUCUCAACUCUGUAUAUUUUCUUCAAUAUUAUUGAAUCUCUGGCGAUCGGUGUGCGAAAAAAUGCAACGGAACCGGAAUCGGGGCUUCCGAGGCAACAAUUCGAAUCGAGGAAUGAACAAUAAGGACAGCAGGAAUCCGUGGAAAUCAAACUUUAACGAUGGUCUAGCGAACGGCCGCGGACGAUCUAACGUAAGCCCCUGGAUUUCCGAUACGUUCAAUUCCAACAACGCUCAGACCAGUUCCAACAUUCCCUCCCUGAUGUCGGUGUUCAUCGAUCAGAAUAUGUUGAACCGAGAUGAAUUUGGGGGCAACCGACACGCAAAUAAUAUCGAUGAAAGUUUCUCGAACCAGAAUCGCCCCCGUUUGAACUUCAUCCCUCCAGAAAGGAACGACGACGAAGGCUACUACUGGCAGCACAGCAGCCAAAGUGAUAACGAACCUUUUCAUCAAAAGUAUGACUUUGAAGACAACCACCGGGGUAACUUUAGAAGACAGUUGGACCGAAGCACUCCCUAUGACAGACCUACAAGAGAGAGACAGCAGCGCCCUAGCAGAUGGGAACAUCCCGAGGAACAUACACGUAAAGAACGAGAACCUGAUCUAGAACAGGAGUUGCUAUCACCUCUGGAGGUGAGAGUGGAAAAAUUGAUGGACGCCGUGAAGUCCCAACCACACGGAAUCGGAGAACUCGUGCUGCUGCAGAACAACAAUGAGAUACCGCCCGUCCUGCUCCACAACGCCGCGCAUCAGGUAAAGAACUGUGUCCUUGCGAUAGACAGGGACGAGAGUACGGGUUAUUCCAAACUGCUCCUGAACGGGUUCUCCGUAGUGGAGGGGAUGUACUCGUCGAAGAAAGACGCAAAAGAAGCCCUGUACGAAAUGGGGCUAGAGGUUCUGAAAGACAAGUGCUUCUUCAUCACGUCCAAGUGCCAUUUCGAGGAAGUGUCCAUGGAGGCUUUGGCGAAGCAGAAAGAAGAGGAACUGGCACCUGCUAUGGGUCUGGAAGGCAGCAAGGCUCAUCAGAUGAUGCUGAAGAUGGGGUGGGGAGGAAAGGGAUUGGGUACGCAGGAACAAGGUGAGCAGAAGACCGUGGCAGACAAAAUAGUCGAGAACAUCACCAGAGAGGGUCUCGGUUCGCAGAAUGUCAUGCAGGAAGUGCAGAAGAUCCUCUACGACUAUGCUCGAUCUAAUAAAACAACUACUCUAGGCUUUGACUCCGGAUUUACUAAAGAAGAGCGAGCUCAAAUCCAUGCAAUAGCAGCCAAGUACCACCUCAGGUCGAAAAGCGAAGGCGGGUUCAACACGAGGCGGAUAACAGUCAGCAAAAAGAAGAACAAGUGGAUGCUGGUAAAGGACCUGCUGAUGGUUGGAGGGGAAAACGAGUCAUACUCCCUGACGAUCCCUGAAGAAUACCAAGACAUGUGGAAGGAGUUAUGCAAAGCUGACGGCGUCGAGACGUAGAUAUAAGAGUAUUUUAAUAGGAUCGGAUUGAUCCGGAACAAUUGAUUCAGUGUUUCAGUUUUGCGGUAGCACCCAUUCCCCCCCACCCAAAGGGAUUUGGAAAAAAGUGUGGAAUGUGUGUCUAUGCGAAUGAACUUUGUUGAAUCAUAGACAGAAUUUCAGUUUAACAAUGGUUCUAUCCUCAUAAUCAUUGUAAAAGUGAACGUUCAGGAUGGAAAAAAAACUUUUCUGUAAGUUCCUGCGAGUAAAUAUUAGUUUUACGAUCA